AUGAAAACCUGUUUGUUCAAAAAUCAGGUAAAACCAUUAGCAUAUCAGAGCUAUCAUCUGGGAAUAGUGGUGCAGUGUUCAGAUGAAGUAGAGAACAAGGGACCCGUUGCGAUGAAGGAUCUUCAAGUGGGCGACCGCGUCCUUGCGAACGCCAAGGAUGGAUUCGAGCCCGUGUAUGCUUUUGGGCAUAGGGAACCAACGGGGGAGGGCACUUUCUUGCGCUUCUUCACUGAGAAAGGCAACAGCGCUCCCUUGGAACUGACGGGAGAGCAUUUGGUGUUUGUCCAUGGCAAGACAAAUCCUGUCCGCGCGGACUCCAUCCAGGUUGGGGAAGUUCUGCAAGGCGCAGUCUUGACUGCCAAGGUUUCCAAGAUUGGCAGGGUCGUACGCAAAGGUCUCUACGUUCCUCUCACGCCCUCUGGAACUGUGGUGGUCGACGGAAUGCAGGCGUCCUCCUAUAUUUCUCUUCAGAAAGACUCCGCAGAGUACAUUGAAUUGCGGGGUGGGUGGCAAAUCAUGCCUUUCCAGGACUACGUUCACUUGGCAUUGUCGCCAUUCCGAUUGCAUCCCUUGUUCUACUUGGCGUUUUUGCUGGUUGUUGUGGCUCUAACGGGAGCCUGUAUGGUGCUGGAGGCUGCUGUUGGAAGAUUGGGAGUCCCCCCCAUCGUGGGCAUGAUUGUGGCAGCGACGGUCAAGGCAGCUAUGAAACAGCAAUGCAUCUACAUGCGCUCUCAAAAGAAAAUGUCUGCCUAGUUUCGAGGUUGGAAGGGUAGUCCUUGCUUCAUAAUCAACUAUCGGUAUGCCCAUACGGUAGCUCUGUCAUUGCAUUUCAAGCUGACACAGAAAAGGCAUACAAUCGACCCAGAAUUUGUCGCGGCCAACGACUUGGAGUCUAUAGAUUUGUAAGGAUGU
Seminavis robusta is the source of this 912-nucleotide messenger RNA. The record is from the annotation of a GenBank genome assembly. NCBI's taxonomy places the organism in Eukaryota, Bacillariophyta, Bacillariophyceae, Naviculales, Naviculaceae.